Molecule: messenger RNA, 1740 nt
Organism: Xyrichtys novacula (pearly razorfish)
Lineage: Eukaryota; Metazoa; Chordata; Actinopteri; Labriformes; Labridae
Source: the annotation of a GenBank genome assembly
AUGGCAUCAAUGCAGUGCAGUACGGUAUUCCCACAGCUCCUAUUGCUGCUCCUGCUGCUGCUGUGGGGUCCUGGUCUCACUUUAGGAGCCUCAAAGGAUUUGGUGUGUGAGCCUAUUACGGUCCCCAUGUGCAGGGGCAUCGGCUACAAUCUGACCUACAUGCCCAAUCAGUUCAACCAUGACACCCAAGAGGAGGUUGGACUUGAGGUGCACCAGUUCUGGCCUCUUGUCCGGAUACGGUGCUCCCCAGACCUGCUUUUCUUCCUCUGCAGCAUGUACACCCCGAUCUGUCUGCCUGACUACCGCAAGCCGCUGCCCCCAUGCCGCUCCGUGUGUGAACGAGCCAAACGAGGAUGCUCUCCUCUCAUGAGUCAGUACGGGUUUGAGUGGCCUGAGAGGAUGAGUUGUGAACGGCUGCCCCAGCAGGGUGACGAUGUCCUAUGCAUGGACCAGAACAGCAGUGAGACCACCACCUUGGCUCCACUAUUCCCCAAGCCUACCUCCAAAGGCCGCACUAGACCACCAAGCCCACCUCAGUGUGAUAGGGAGUGUCGUUGUCGAGACCCACUUGUCCCCAUCAAAAGGGAGUCCCAUACUCUGUAUGGUCAAGUCCAAACCGGUCCGCUUCCCAACUGUGCCCAGCCCUGCCACCAGCCGUACUUCUCAGCGGACGAACGCGCCUUCACCAGCUUCUGGAUUGGACUCUGGUCAGUGCUGUGCUUCAUCUCCACCUUGACCACCGUUGCGACCUUCCUUAUUGACAUGGAACGCUUCAAGUACCCUGAAAGACCCAUCAUCUUCCUGGCUGCCUGCUACCUUUUCGUGUCUUUGGGGUACAUCAUCCGUCUGGUGGCUGGUCAUGAGCGAGUGGCAUGUGGUGCCAGUAACAGCAUAGGUGGAGACCAGCUGCACAUCCUGUAUGACACCACGGGCCCUGCACUCUGUACCCUUGUGUUCUUGUUGGUUUACUUCUUUGGUAUGGCAAGUUCCAUCUGGUGGGUGGUGUUGUCCUUCACUUGGUUCCUGGCUGCAGGAAUGAAGUGGGGUAGCGAGGCCAUUGCAGGGUACUCUCAGUACUUCCACCUUGCUGCCUGGCUCAUCCCAAGUGUCAAGACCAUCGUGGUCCUGGCUCUCAGCUCUGUCGACGGGGACCCUGUGGCUGGAAUUUGUUAUGUAGGGAACCAGAGUUUGGAGAACCUGAGGGGAUUUGUGCUUGCACCUCUUGUGGUCUACCUCUUCACCGGCUCACUGUUCUUACUGGCUGGAUUUGUUUCACUUUUCCGCAUCAGGAGCAUCAUCAAGCAAGGUGGCACCAAGACGGACAAACUUGAGCGACUGAUGAUCCGCAUCGGGCUCUUUACAGUUCUAUACACAGUCCCCGCCACCAUCGUGGUGGCAUGCCUGGUCUACGAGCAGCACUACCGGCCUGGUUGGGAACGAGCCUUAGCCUGCAUGUGUCCCUCUGAGCGCCAGCGUUUGGGCAUAGGCCCAGACUAUGCGGUCUUCAUGCUCAAGUACUUUAUGUGCCUAGUGGUGGGCAUCACCUCAGGAGUCUGGAUUUGGUCAGGGAAGACCUUGGAGUCCUGGAGGAGGUUUGUGGGUCGUUGCUGCCCCUGCUGGCCACAGAAAGCAACAGCUCCCCCCUCCAUGUACAGUGAGGUCAGUACUGCUUUAACUGCUCAUACUGGUACUGGGCUCACAUCAGGGAUGUACCAUAAAGCUGCUCCAUCACAUAUAUGA